UAUUUGUUUGCAUUCAAAUAGAUACUUCUGUAUAGUUUGUAUACAUGUUUGUUUAUGCAUAGAUUUUUAUUUUUGUUUUCUUGUCGUGGAUUGUAUUCAAUCCUAUGCUACUUUUGGGAAAUUGAUUCUGAAACCCUUUUGGAGAUUCAAUCGUAUCUUUUGCCGCAAGUUCACAACUUUGAAGGCUAAUAUGGCUAACAACAUUGAAGAUGGGAGUGAAAAAAGUUCAGGAAUCCCUCAUGCUCCCGUUGUCCUCAAUGAAAGAAUUCUCACAUCGAUGUCCCGAAGAUCUGUUGCUGCUCACCCCUGGCAUGACCUAGAAAUUGGCCCAGGUGCACCAGCAGUUUUCAACUGUGUUGUUGAAAUUGGAAAAGGCAGCAAAGUUAAGUACGAGCUUGACAAGACAAGUGGCCUAAUCAAAGUUGAUCGAGUGCUGUACUCAUCAGUUGUCUAUCCACAUAACUAUGGCUUCAUCCCACGAACCCUUUGUGAGGAUAGUGAUCCUAUGGACGUUUUGAUACUGAUGCAGGAACCUGUACUACCUGGUUCUUUCCUUCGUGCUCGUGCUAUUGGAUUGAUGCCUAUGAUUGAUCAGGGUGAAAAGGAUGACAAAAUAAUAGCAGUAUGUGCUGAUGACCCCGAGUUCCGCCACUACAAGGACAUCAAGGGCCUUCCUCCACACCGCCUUGCUGAGAUCCGUCGCUUCUUUGAGGACUACAAAAAGAAUGAGAACAAGUCUGUUGCUGUGAAUGACUUCCUGCCAGUUGAGGCUGCUGUCGAAGCUAUCAAGUACUCGAUGGAUCUGUAUGCUUCUUACAUUGUUGAGAGCUUGAGGCAGUGAAUUCACUUCAAGAUUUUUAUAGGUAGCAAGCAUGUCUAUCUGCACUCUUGAGCUAUAUUUAUAAUAAUUAUGUAUCAAAUUAACCAUCCUGUUAUUAUGAAAGCUCGUAUGCGAUACUUCUUGUAAUUUGGAGUUAUUGUAGAGUGCAAUACUAGUUUAACAACAUCAAAAUAAUUUUAAUGGUUGCUACUUUAUUUGAA
Molecule: messenger RNA, 1041 nt
Organism: Camellia sinensis
Lineage: Eukaryota; Viridiplantae; Streptophyta; Magnoliopsida; Ericales; Theaceae
Product: soluble inorganic pyrophosphatase
Biological process (GO): phosphate-containing compound metabolic process
Cellular component (GO): cytoplasm
Molecular function (GO): magnesium ion binding; inorganic diphosphate phosphatase activity
Source: RefSeq, a predicted model, not a curated record